AAAACCAUGAGACAACCCCCCCCCCCCAUUUCCAGGCCCGCGUGGAGAGGAUGGAGCAGUUCCAGAAGGAGAAAGAGGAGCUGGACAAGGGCUGCAGGGAAUGCAAGCGGAAACUCGCCGAGUGCCAGAGGAAACUGAAGGAGUUGGAAGUGGCGGAGCCCGGGGGGGGUCCGGGGGGCCGGGGGGAGCGGGAGAGGCUGCAGGCGGAGGCGCAGCAGCUGCGCCAUGAGGAGAGGAACUGGGAGAGCAAAAUGGAGGAGCUGCGCAAGAAGGAGAAGAACAUGCCCUGGAACGUCGACACGCUGAGCAAGGAUGGCUUCAGCAAGAGCGUCUUCAACGUGAAGGCAGAGGAGAAGGAGGAGACGGAGGAGCAGAAGGAGCAGAAGCACAAAACCUUCGUGGAGCGCCACGAGAAGCAGAUCAAGCACUUUGGCAUGCUGCGGCGCUGGGAUGACAGCCAGAAGUACCUCUCUGACAACCCGCACCUCGUUUGCGAGGAGACUGCUAAUUACCUGGUCAUCUGGUGCAUCGACCUGGAGGUGGAGGAGAAGCAGGCUCUGAUGGAGCAGGUCGCCCACCAGACCAUCGUCAUGCAGUUCAUCCUGGAGCUGGCCAAGAGUCUCAAGGUGGAUCCUCGCGCGUGCUUCCGCCAGUUCUUCACCAAGAUCAAGACCGCCGACCAGCAGUACAUGGAGGGCUUCAACGACGAGCUGGAGGCCUUCAAGGAGCGCGUGCGCGGUCGCGCCAAGGCGCGCAUCGAGAGGGCGAUGAAGGAGUACGAGGAGGAGGAGCCGGCAGAGAACGCCUGGGGCCCGGCGGCCUCGACCCCCGUCGACGUCUACGAGUCGCUCCCCACCCCGGAGCUGCAGAAAUGCUUCGAUGCCAAAGACGUGCAGAUGCUGCAGGACACCAUCAGCCGCAUGGACCCCACCGAGGCGAAGUACCACAUGCAGCGCUGCAUCGAUUCGGGGCUGUGGGUCCCCAACGCCAAAGCGGCAGCUGAGGGUGGGGGGCAGGGGGGGCACACGGGCCAGGCGGGGGGGGGCAGCCCUGAAGCACUCUAUGAAGAAAUCCAAAAGGAGAGCCAGGAGGAGGAGGGGGGGCAGGGGAAGGCCUGAACCCCCCCCUUCAAGUGGCCCUGUCCCCAUUCACCUCCCCCCCACUUCUCCCCCCGGGGGGGCGCAACGCGCUCUCUUCUCCCCCCCCUCGCUUUGCCCACUUUUGGAGACACACACACACAUGGGGGGGAGAGGGGGGGCGGGCGGCUCUGUUUGGGGGUGGGACCCCCCUGCACUUGUGGGGCUGGGGGUGGGGG
Lagopus muta (rock ptarmigan) is the source of this 1315-nucleotide messenger RNA. RefSeq names its product cell division cycle 37, HSP90 cochaperone (gene CDC37). Gene Ontology annotation, cellular component: cytoplasm. The record is from RefSeq and is a predicted model, not a curated record. Lineage: Eukaryota; Metazoa; Chordata; Aves; Galliformes; Phasianidae. Gene Ontology annotation, molecular function: protein-folding chaperone binding; heat shock protein binding; protein kinase binding. Gene Ontology annotation, biological process: protein folding; protein stabilization.